Lucilia cuprina (Australian sheep blowfly) is the source of this 1754-nucleotide messenger RNA. RefSeq lists its product as uncharacterized. The record is from RefSeq and is a predicted model, not a curated record. The coding region runs from base 633 to 1295 and encodes 220 amino acids. The transcript has a single exon. Lineage: Eukaryota; Metazoa; Arthropoda; Insecta; Diptera; Calliphoridae.
UUUUACCACAGUUGAACAGCGGCAUUCGGAGCGUACGGACCAAAUAAAUAUAGUUUGGCGGAAGCGGCAAAUUUUUCUUUAAAUAAUUUUAAAUAAAUUCUCCCUCACUUCUCAUUUCAUAACACCCUAAAUUUAGACGUUUUGAAUAAAGAAUACAACAAUAAAAAAACAAAGUUAACUACAAAAAAACACUAAAACUUCGUACAUUGUGUAUGUAUCCAGUGACAAUACAUACAAAAAUUUUGUGCAAUUAUACUAUACAUACAUAGUGUGUGUGUGUAUGUAUGUAAGUGUCUGUGAAUUUUGAACUUUUCUAUCGAGAAAAAAGAGGUGUUUUAAUUUGAAUACUACUGCAGAGAAGAAAAAAAAACUUGGGUUUUUUUUCUUUGUCCGGACAUUAUUAUAUUGGGUGUUAAUUAAUACAUUUUUGGAAUUUCUUUUACGUCGGCUUUACUCCUUUGUGAGUUGUAAAAUCUUUAAAAGUGGAAUCCCCAAAGGCAGAAAACUCUACGGACGCUCAGUUAGCACCACCAGUGGAAUCACCGGCAGAGCCAGCGACAGCAGUAGCAGCAACAGCAGCCCCCCCUAAGAGUACAACACCGAAGACGUCCGGUACCAAUAAACGUACAAAAAUGGCUGACAAUUGUUUUAAGUGCAAAAAAUCAAUCAACUCCAAGGAGGCCAGUAUCAGCUGUAAUUGCCAGAAAAAAUAUCAUCGCAGCUGUGUAAACAUCGAUGACGCCCUUUACGAGGCCAUACAAAAGAAUCCCAUGAUCUCGUUCAGCUGCGAUGAAUGUCGCCAGCAAUCACCUAAAGCCAUGGCAGCCAAGAUACACGCCAUGGAGGAUAAACUUAAUAAGGUUGUGAACGGUGUCAACCAGAUACAGGGACGCAUGUAUCAGCAAUACUUCCAGUUCGGUAAUGCCAACAAUGCCAACGAAGUUAAAAAACAAACCAAUAGUCUUAUAGUUGUCGGCAAUAAUUGCAAUUCGGAUCGUUUACAAGUCGUCUGUGAUUAUGGUCGUUGGGUGCAAGUGGGCAAAUUUGCCACCUCUACUUCGGAGGAUGACAUUAUCGAACAUUUGGCUGAGGAGUUAAAGAUUAAUAAGAAUCUUGUUAAAUGUACUAAAUUGGUAAAGAACGAUGCCAAUUUGGCUGCAUUGUCUUAUUGUAAAUUUAAGAUUUCCAUACCGGACUAUCGCUUCAACGAGCUGUUCAACGAGGCUAUUUGGCCCAGUGGUGUAAUGGUCUCACCAUUUACUCCACGUUCCCAAUUAAAUCAAAAUCGCAUUUAAGGGGGAAAAAAAGAAAACUGGUUCAAAAAAAUAUAUGUAUGCACGCCACCCUUAUAAUGAAGACAAAAAGAGCUUAAGUUGAUGAAUGAAAAAGAGAGAGAAAGAGAGCAAAGGAGAAAGAGGAAAACGCAAUCACCCGCCCGUUCCCCCUUUUUUAUAGAACAGAGUGAAGUUUUCAACUUUCUUUUUUUUCGGAACCAGAAACUGAGGGUGUUUGCCAAUUUGUAGGAGGUUUUGAGAGAAUUUGAGAGAACGACACUUAAAACAAGAGCGAGCCUAUUCACACACACACACACAUACAAAGACCAACAGCUGGGUAUGGGUUCCUAACUAUAUGUUAUACCGAAAAAAACAACAACAACAAAAACAAAUUUAAUAUUUAGCAAACACUUUUCAAUUUUGAAAAUUAUCAUCAAUUUUCGAUAACUUUUUGUUUUUCAUUAAAAAAAAUAACAACAA